AUGGAUUUGCCACCAACAUGUAACUUAGCUCGUGACAAGGAAAAUCAAGUUUGCAAGCUCAGAAAGUCAUUGUAUGGGUUAAAGCAAUCCCCCAGGGCAUGGUUUGGCAGAUUCACUAAAUCCAAUAUGAAUUUUGGAUAUAUACAAAUCGUAACUGGAAACGACACAGGAGAGCAACUGAAACUACAAAAGUAUUUGUCUCAGGAAUUUGAGAUGAAGGAUUUAGGUGAUCUGAAGUACUUUCUAGGAAUUGAAGUAGCCAGGUCCACAAGUGGUAUAUUUCUGUCUCAAAGGAAGUAUGUAUUAGAUCUACUCACUGAAACAGGAAUUCUUGGAUGCAAACCUGCUGAUACACCCAUCGAGAUGAAUCAUAAGUUAUGUGAAGACAUGGAUCAAGAACCAACCAACAAGGAACAGUACCAACGCCUUGUUGGAAGGUUGAUAUAUCUAGCUCACACAUGGUCAGACAUUGCAUAUGUUGUGAGUGUGAUACUUAAAAUUAGCACCUGGAAAAGGAUUAAUGUUCUCAAAAAUAAAGAUCUCGAAGUUGUUGGAUAUACAGAUGUUGAUUGGGCUGGUUCUAUUACUGACAGACGCUCUACUUCAGGUUACUUUACUUUUGUGGGAGGUAAUCUAGUCACUUGGUGGAGUAAGAAACAAAAUGUGGUUUCUCGGUCGAGUGUUGAAGCAGAGUAUCGAGGAAUUGCUCACGGAGUUUGUGAAUUACUAUGGAUCAGAAGACUAUUGACAGAAUUGGGGUUCAAGCAAGAAAAGCCAAUAGAGUUACAUUGUGAUAACGAGUCAGCCAUCUAUAUUACCCAUAAUCCAGUUCAACAUGAUCGAACUAAACAUGUUGAGGUGGAUAGACAUUUUAUCAAAGAAAAACUUGAGAAGAAGAUUAUCCGCCUACCAUUCGUAAAAUUAGAAGAUCAGUUGGCAGAUAUAUUAUAUGUACCUCCUUAUGGAGAAGAAUAA
This is a messenger RNA of Prunus armeniaca (apricot), 975 nucleotides long. The record is from the annotation of a GenBank genome assembly. Lineage: Eukaryota; Viridiplantae; Streptophyta; Magnoliopsida; Rosales; Rosaceae.